Auanema sp. JU1783 is the source of this 708-nucleotide messenger RNA. NCBI's taxonomy places the organism in Eukaryota, Metazoa, Nematoda, Chromadorea, Rhabditida, Rhabditidae. The record is from the annotation of a GenBank genome assembly.
AUGUACGGAGGUGAAGACGGCGCUUUAGAAUCCGAAGUCGAUUAUCAUAAAUAUAUGAAUGAAUUGAUGCUCGAUUUGCACAAUCUCCAACAACUUGCUGAACGUGAACAUCAUUUUACUCACCUCAAUAAGCUCUUAAUUAAUGAAAUUGAACGUGUCUGGUCUAUGUUCUAUUGCAACAAUCCUUCCAACAGUCUUCAAAUCUUACCGAACUCGUUAAUUCGCCAAGAGGCUGGCAGAUUGCCUCAGCUAGUUAAUUCUGCUGUUGUGCAAACUGCUGAAGGGGGUGAUCAGUAUGAAAUGAAAGAAAAGAUUUACAUUCCGAAAACCCCAGAAAAUAGUAACUGCAAUUUGAUUGGUCGACUUAUAGGGCCUUGUGGAAUAAGCAUUAAACAACUUGAAGCAGAAACAAAUUGUUCUAUCCGCAUAAGAGGCGAAGGGAGUGUUAAGGAUCCUCGCAGAGAAAAACAGUUGAAAAGUUUCGAAAGUUGGAAACAUCUACAUGAGCCACUGCAUGUACUCAUAACUGCCAGAGAUUCAAAUAUGAUGACAUGUGAAAACAAGCUCAAGAUGGCAACAAACUUUGUGAAGACGCUUCUCACACCUAUACAUGAUGAGUACAAGAAGAAGCAAUUAAUCCAGUUGGCCAUUAUAAAUGGCACUUAUCGUCAUCGCAACUGCCCUUCAUCCAUGAAUGAAAACGCUUGA